CACGAUCAACACACAUGUUUUUCGUCGUUGACCCAGCAAGGAACGUUUCUUCGCUAAUUUCGCGUUUAAUCCGUAAAUUUGUUCAAAUUUAGUGUAAAAAAAGAGAUUCCAACCCACGCCCACGAUGUCCAGCUCGGAGAGUGAAGCGGAAAACCUGAGCGACAUGGAGCAGGAAGACCGCGCGAACGCGUACACCGAGUCCGACGAUGAAGUGUCCAAAAACGGCGACGACGACGAUUCCGGCGCUGGGGCGGAGGAGGACUCGGAGAAGACGGUCAGCUGGGAGGAGAUGGGUCUGAUCGAUACGCUGUGCGAGGCCUGCAAGGCGUUGAAGUGGAAGGCCCCUUCGAAGAUUCAGCGCGAGGCGAUUCCGUUGGCGUUGCAAGGAAAGGAUGUGAUUGGGUUGGCGGAGACCGGAUCUGGGAAAACGGGUGCGUUUGCGCUACCGAUUUUGCAGGCGCUGCUGGAGAACCCGCAGCGUUACUUUGCGGUUAUUUUGACGCCGACGCGCGAGUUGGCGUACCAGAUAUCGGAGCAGUUUGAGGCACUUGGGGCGUCGAUCGGAGUCAAGUGUUGCGUUAUUGUGGGUGGGAUGGACAUGGUGUCGCAGGCGCUGCAGUUGGCGCGGAAGCCGCACAUUAUAAUUGCGACGCCGGGCCGGUUGGUGGAUCAUUUGGAGAACACGAAGGGGUUUAACUUGAAGGCGGUUAAAUAUUUGGUAAUGGACGAAGCUGAUCGUAUUUUGAAUUUGGACUUUGAGGUUGAGCUGGACAAGAUUUUGAAGGUUUUGCCGAGGGAGCGUCGGACGUUUUUGUUCAGUGCGACGAUGACCAAGAAGGUGAAGAAGCUGGAACGAGCUUCGUUGAAGGACCCGGUUAAGGUUGAAGUGUCCAGCAAGUAUCAAACGGUGGAGAAACUGCUUCAAUAUUACGUGUUUAUUCCGGCAAAGUUUAAGGACGUGUACUUGGUGCACAUUCUGAACGAGCUGGCUGGCAACAGCUUCAUGAUUUUCUGCAGCACCUGCAACAAUACCGUCCGGACAGCUCUGAUGUUGCGCGCCCUCGGGCUGGCUGCCGUCCCGCUGCACGGUCAAAUGUCUCAGAACAAGCGUCUCGCUUCGCUGAACAAGUUCAAGGGGAAGGACCGCCAAAUCCUCAUCUCGACGGACGUCGCGUCCCGUGGGUUGGACAUUCCGCACGUGGACGUGGUGCUGAACUUUGACAUCCCAACGCACAGCAAGGAUUACAUCCAUCGCGUGGGUCGAACGGCACGUGCUGGGAGGGCCGGCAAGGCGGUCACGUUCGUGACGCAGUACGACGUCGAGUUGUACCAACGGAUCGAGCACCUGCUGGGGAAGAAGCUGCCGGAGUUCAAGUGCGAAGAGGACGAAGUUAUGGCGCUGCAGGAACGGGUUGGCGAGGCCCAGCGGACGGCGCGGCUCGAGCUGAAGGACAUCGAGGAGCGCAAGGGAAUGAAGAGGAAGGGACGGGGCAAGGGCGGAGACUCGGACGAUGACGAUACGGAGCAGUUUAACGGGGCGAGGAAGCGGAUUAAGAAGAACGGCGCUGGUGGUGGUGGUAAGGGGAAGGGCAAGUUUAAAAAGUAGAGGAAUUAUGGAUUAAUAUAAACGAAAAGUUUGUUGCCAAUA
Molecule: messenger RNA, 1648 nt
Organism: Culex pipiens pallens (northern house mosquito)
Lineage: Eukaryota; Metazoa; Arthropoda; Insecta; Diptera; Culicidae
Gene: pths
Product: probable ATP-dependent RNA helicase DDX47
Exons: 1
Coding region: 125-1606 (493 amino acids)
Molecular function (GO): nucleic acid binding; ATP binding; RNA helicase activity
Source: RefSeq, a predicted model, not a curated record